Molecule: messenger RNA, 945 nt
Organism: Fusarium vanettenii 77-13-4
Lineage: Eukaryota; Fungi; Ascomycota; Sordariomycetes; Hypocreales; Nectriaceae
Exons: 5
Coding region: 170-679 (169 amino acids)
Biological process (GO): mitotic cell cycle; SCF-dependent proteasomal ubiquitin-dependent protein catabolic process
Cellular component (GO): nucleus; cytoplasm
Molecular function (GO): cullin family protein binding
Source: RefSeq, a predicted model, not a curated record
GAAACAUCAUCGAUAAAGCUCAAUCAAUUCACCCUCAAACGCGACUUCGCAGAAAAUCAAAUCUCGAUAACUUUACACUUCCCGCGUCUUUAUUAGUCAGGGUCCUCCUCUGAAUCACAGCCCUGUGGCCCAAGAUUUUACAGGAAUCAUCAUAUCAUCAACCACCACAAUGUCUGACGCCCCCUCCUCGAAGGUCUGGCUUGUCUCCAACGACAACGCCAAAAUCGAAGUCGAUCGCACCGUCGUUGAGCGCUCAAUGCUGCUGAAGAACAUGCUCGACGAUCUUGGUGAUGUCGACAUCAGCGCGGAUAACCCCAUCCCCAUUCCCAACGUCAACGAAGCCGUCCUCCGCAAGGUGAUCGAGUGGUGCGACCACCACCGUGGCGACCCUCCCCAAGCUGCCGAUGACGAGUCGGACGCCCGCAAGAAGACCACUGAUAUUGAGGAGUGGGACCAGAAGUUCAUGCAGGUUGACCAGGAGAUGCUCUUUGAGAUCAUCCUCGCCUCUAACUACCUCGACAUCAAGCCCCUUCUUGAUGUUGGCUGCAAGACCGUCGCCAACAUGAUCAAGGGCAAGUCCCCUGAGGAGAUCCGAAAGACAUUCAACAUCACCAACGACUUCACCCCCGAAGAGGAGGAGCAGAUCCGCCGCGAGAACGAGUGGGCUGAGGACCGUUGAAAUUGACCGGAUGAGUUCCAGAGAGGUUCAGGCAAUUGGCGUUUGGGUUUAUUGCGCGUUGAUUUGGCCACGGUUGGCACGCAAGGAGCAUGAAGAAACCUGUACCGGAGCAGCAUAGCUGCACUAGGCAGGCUCUUCUCAACACUCACACGACGCAAUAUUUCGGUUAACUAGUUUGCUCUUUGACUUGCGGCAGAGCGCUGGAGGCGUUCUCCGGGGUAACGACUACCUGUAGCAUUUAAAAAUAGAUGCGAACUCCCAACUUU